Messenger RNA from Alnus glutinosa, 806 nucleotides. RefSeq lists its product as uncharacterized. Gene Ontology annotation, cellular component: nucleolus. The transcript is spliced from 3 exons. The record is from RefSeq and is a predicted model, not a curated record. The coding region runs from base 180 to 590 and encodes 136 amino acids. NCBI's taxonomy places the organism in Eukaryota, Viridiplantae, Streptophyta, Magnoliopsida, Fagales, Betulaceae.
AGAAACUGCUACGUAACUCACCCAAUCUCCGCUAAGCUCCCGAAAACUUCAGUUCUCCAACUCCAUCUCUACCACACAUAGCCGGUUAGCCCUAGGUCAGGGGCGCUCGUGACAUCUUGGGUGCGUAAAAGCGACCAAGGGAGGAGACAGUUGUUGGGUUUCUCCAGGCUCCAGGGAAGAUGUCAGGUUAUGAGAAUGUUGUUGGGGGUAAGCUGAAGCUUAAGGGAAAAGCUCUGGAUGUCAAGGCUGGUGGGGUGAAGAAGAAAAAGAAGAAUAAAAAACAUCAGGAUCAAAUUUCUGAAGUCACAGAAAAUGAGCUUACGGCAGGUGGAAGUGCGGAGCUGCCCACUGAUCCUAAUGAGGAAGAUGCAAAUGAUGGCAACAAAUUGAUUGGGGAUGGGAAGGCUGCUCGUUAUGAUGAUCAUCUCACUCCCGCAGAAAGGAGAUAUAUAGAAGAAAGGGAGAGAAUCGAUGUUCAUAGACUGGCGAAGACAGCUAACAAAUCUCAUCGAGACAGGAUUCAGGAUUUCAACCAGUAUCUAGCAAAUAUGAGUGAGCAUUAUGACAUUCCUAAAGUUGGCCCAGGAUGAGACAGCAAAGCUUAUGAUUUUGAAGGAAGGAUGAACCCUUUGUUUGUCAAUCUAAUGUGAGUGCUAUGUGUGCCCAAUGUGAUUCUUGUCAUCUUAGAUUUAUGUUCUGUUUGGUCAUGUUUUGAUGUAUGGUAGAUGGUCUUUUCUCUUUUUUCCUGCUUUGGAAUGUACAUACCAGUUGCAAUUUAUAAAAAAACUUUGCAUGUUCUAGAAUAA